Molecule: messenger RNA, 657 nt
Organism: Aspergillus campestris IBT 28561
Lineage: Eukaryota; Fungi; Ascomycota; Eurotiomycetes; Eurotiales; Aspergillaceae
Product: Rab family GTPase
Exons: 5
Coding region: 1-657 (218 amino acids)
Molecular function (GO): GTP binding; GTPase activity
Source: RefSeq, a predicted model, not a curated record
AUGGCUUCCAGAGCCGCAGCAGGCGCCCGUCCCGGUGCGAGGUUCGCUCAGUUCAAGCUGGUCCUGCUCGGAGAAUCUGCGGUCGGAAAGAGUUCGCUCGUGUUGAGAUUCGUUAAAGAUCAAUUCGAUGAUUACCGAGAAUCCACCAUUGGCGCUGCCUUCCUUACACAGACCAUCUCGUUGGACGAAAGCACGACAGUCAAAUUUGAAAUCUGGGACACCGCCGGUCAGGAACGUUACAAGUCGCUGGCUCCCAUGUACUAUCGGAAUGCGAACUGCGCCGUCGUCGUCUACGACAUCACACAAGCGUCAUCGUUGGACAAGGCCAAGUCGUGGGUGAAGGAACUCCAGCGUCAAGCGAACGAGAACAUUGUCAUCGCUCUGGCGGGCAACAAGUUGGAUCUCGCUACGGAGCAGCCGGACAAGCGUGCGAUCCCGACGGCCGAUGCCGAGGCCUAUGCCCGCGAGGCCGGCCUCCUCUUCUUUGAGACCUCCGCCAAGACCUCGUCGAAUGUACGGGAGCUGUUCACCGCGAUCGCAAAGAAACUGCCGCUCGACCAAGCGGGCCCGAGAAACCUGCGCACGAACCCGCGGCCCGGCGUGGACCUGCGGCCGGAGGCUCCCGGCACCCAGGGGGCGGGAGCUUGCCAAUGUUAA